Molecule: messenger RNA, 2838 nt
Organism: Gadus macrocephalus (Pacific cod)
Lineage: Eukaryota; Metazoa; Chordata; Actinopteri; Gadiformes; Gadidae
Product: protein C19orf12 homolog
Exons: 4
Coding region: 530-955 (141 amino acids)
Source: RefSeq, a predicted model, not a curated record
CUCUUAGCACAGGAGAGACGCACUUUUUUGUAUUAUUAUGGCUUCAUGCUCUUCUGUCCUGACCUCUCUGGCCCUCAUUAUGCCAAUUAUUAAGUAUCCUUUUUUGAUUGAAUGUGUCUAACCCUUUUAAACAAUUGAUUUUUUAAAUUAUUGUAGACCAUCGAUUGAAUUGUUCUACUUUGUAAUAGGUUCUAACUAUUGCUAAAUCUGAAUCCAGUAUAUGUACCGCGGUUAAGACCAAAAAAAUCAAACCUCUGUUCAAUUUUUUGAACAAUAAUAACUCAAAAUAUUCGACUUGCGUUAUUCGACUUUGUGUGUUUUUUAUAAUGUGUUUAUGAUAUUUGACAUUGGUGAGGAAGCGAUAUCUGUAUAGCCUGCUCUCAACGCGAAAGCCCAUCAACAUCCUGGGUUCCCCUGUCAUCGAUCCCAUGAUGCAUUGCUGCUGAACAGACUAAAGUUUCCAGUUAAAAUCGAGUUGAAAAAGAUACUGGCAUAUUCCUGGUGAACUGUGAACAGAAUACUCAUAGGGAUGUCUCCACGAAUGGAAGACGUCAUGCGCCUCUGCUGCGAUGUCUCGGCUCAGCAGAACAUUAAUAUUACAUUUCGGCAGUCUACCAAAGGAGCUAUGAUGGCUGGAGGGUGUGCCUUAAUAGGAGGGCUGCUUGGCGGGCCACCGGGAAUAGCCGUCGGCGGUGCUGUGGGGGGCCUGAUGGGCUGCUGGGCGACGGCAGGGGAGUUCCGGCCCCUGCCCCAGGUCCUGAUGGAGCUGCCUCCCAGCCAGCAGAAGAAGCUCACCGCCUCCGUCAUGGCCAUCCUGAGCAGCCUGGACUGGACGGAUGUGGCGCAGGUCGUCGCUUUGGUGAUGGGCAACGCCACGCUCCAGCAGCAGGUGACCGCGGCGCUGCUCAACUACGUCACCAAGGAGCUGAGGGGGGAGGUCCGUUACGGAACUUGAGCGAGGAGAGAUGGCCCCCAACCACGGCUUGGUCCUCCGGCCUACAUCCAGGAUGGACAGAUGUCUUCAGCAAGACUGUGCUAUGCCGCUAUAUUUACAUUAUAUAGCUGUUUAUAGCCGUUUGUUGAAUGUGCCUAGAACGGGUUAACUGGAAUUUAGAAGUACCCCUGUUUUACCACCAAGGGAUGAUGAUGUUGAUGACCCUAUGGUGACAUCACCAUAGUGUUUAAAUGUGGGCGAUAGGGUUUAAAUGUGGUCGAUAGUGUUUAAAUGUGGGCGAUAGGGUUUAAAUGUGGGCGAUAGGGUUUAAAUGUGGGCGAUAGGGUUUAAAUAUGGUCGUUAGUGUUUAAAUGUGGUCGAUAGUGUUUAAAUGUGGUCGAUAGUGUUUGAAUAUGGUCGAUAGGGUUUAAAUGUGGUCGAGAGGGGUUUACAUGUUUAAAUGUGGUCGAUAGUGUUUAAAUAUGGUCGCUAGUGUUUACUUGUGGUCGAUAGUGUUAAAAUGUGGUCGAUAGGGUUUACAUGUUUAAAUGUGGUCGAUAGUGUUUAUAUAUGGUCGAUAGGGUUUACAUGUGGUCGAUAGGGUUUACAUGUGGUCCAUAGUGUUUAAAUGUGGUCCAUAGUGUUUAAAUGUGGGCGAUAGUGUUUAAAUGUGGGCGUUAGUGUUUACAUGUGGUCGAUAGGGUUUACAUGUGGUCCAUAGUGUUUAAAUAUGGUCGAUAGUGUUUAAAUGUGGUCGAUAGUGUUUACAUGUGGUCGAUAUUGUUUAAAUGUGAUCGAUAGUGUUUAAAUAUGGUCAAUAGUGUUUAAAUGUUCUAUUCCCUCACUCUCCACCUCAUCCCUAACUCUCCACCUCAAGCUGGUGUGUAGUGAGCGUUCUGGCACCGAUUGGCUGCCGUGCAUCACCCAAGUGGGUGCUACAUAUUGGUGGUGGUUAGUGAGGUCCCCCCUUCACUUUAGGCGUCUUUGAGUGUUAUUAAUUAUUAUUCUUCUUCAUGUUUAACCUCUGUUUUCCUUUUAUUCCUAGUCUGUUUUACAUAGUUUUGAAUGAUGACUAUAUGCUCUGUAAGGUGACCUUGGGUGUCUUGAAAGGCGCCUCUAAAUUAAAUGUAUUAUUAUUAUUAUUAUUAUCACUCAUGGGAGUUUCCACCCAGAUGUAUGUCAUCCUACCAGCCUAGCUGACUGGAUCACCUGGUAGGCUGGUAGGCUACAUCCAUCAGGAUGUGACCUCCCAGGUGUGAUGAUCCUGAGGGUUGGUCAACUCAAGUCUUGGGCAUAUCUCCAAAAACAACACAGGUAGCUGGCACAAGCCAGGUAUCCGAGUGCUGCAUAAAAAAGUGAAUUAGUUGCAAUUAAAUAAUCCACAGACUACUAUUGUGGCUUGGCUGAGGCUAUAUCUGCUUCAGUGGUUGUUAUUGUGUUUAGUUUGUAUCAGACUGAUGAAGCACUUUAAAUGAUACUUGUGGUACCAUAGUUUAAGGCUUCACCUGGAUGAGUUUAUAUAUGACCAUAUGUUAUUCUAUAUGGUUCAUAAUGUAGCAAGUAUUAUACAUUUAAUACCAUUUGAUCAUAUAUAUACUUCAGUACAAUUCUCCUUGACCAUUUAGUUUUAAAGAUACAUUUAGUCUUACAUUGGUUUUGUUGAUCUAGUUGAGUUAUGAGAACAGGCACCACCUCCACAGGGUUAUGGUUUUCAGUAAAGGAGAAGUCUGGCAUGUAAAAUAGUCUAGAAGGCAUCUUGACCUCAAUGAUAACAUCUACAUCACAGCACAUUACUUUGAACAGUGGCGCAACAGAUUUUGCGAUGGAGUUUUCUGAUUGCUUUUAAUUUCCUUCCCUUUUAUUUGAAGACGAUCAUGUUUUAAUAAAUACUUAGUGAAACACUU